AUGGCAGCCAAACGCCCGAAUUUCCUCGUCAUUGUCGCUGAUGAUCUCGGCUUUUCUGACGUGGGCUGCUUCGGUGGUGAAAUCCGGACCCCAAACAUCGAUCAGAUCGCCAAAGAGGGGCUUCGGUUUACUGAUUUCCACGCUGCUGCUGCGUGCUCUCCCACGCGCGCCAUGAUCAUGACAGGUACCGAUCACCAUAUCGCCGGACUUGGAAACCUCAUCGAAUGGACCAACAUAUCCGGCCAGAACGGCCCCAAGGGAUCCGCCAUGAGCACCGCGCCCCAGCGCGGUAUGCCAGGGUAUGAGGGGUUUCUCAACGAGCGAGUCGUAGCACUACCAGAAGUUCUUCGCGACGGCGGCUAUCACACAAUGAUGUCGGGCAAGUGGCACCUGGGGCUAACGCCCGAGCGAUCACCACAUAAGCGCGGGUUUGAGCGUUCGUUCGCCCACCUCCCCGCCUGCUCGAAUCACUACGCAUAUGAGCCUGAGCUUAAAGACCAAGAUCAGAUUCCUACUUUUAUCGAGGCGAGUUAUAUUGCCCUGCAUAUGGAAGAUGGGGAGUAUGUGCGCCAUCUUCCGGAGGGGUGGUACUCGUCUGAUGGAUAUGGGGACAAGAUGGUCAACUAUAUCAAGGAAUGGAAAGAAAGUGGAGGACAUGCUGGGCCGGAUGGUAAUGGAGAUCGCCCAUUCUUUGGAUAUCUCCCUUUCACGGCGCCGCAUUGGCCCCUCCAGGCCCCUCGCGAGUACAUCGAUCACUACCGCGGCGUGUAUGAUGAGGGGCCCGAUGUGCUUCGUCAGAAGCGAUUGCAGCGUCUGAAAGAGCUGGGGAUGGUGCGCGAUGACGUAGAAGCGCACCCGGUGCAAGCGGAGGAAGUCAAACCCUGGGACGAGUUCAGUGACGAGGAGAAGAAGAAGUCGUGUGUCGCGAUGGAGGUAUUCGCCGGUAUGGUGGAGUGCAUUGACUCGAAUGUCGGCAAAGUUGUCGAAUACCUACGGUCGAUAGAUGAGCUCGACAACACCUUUGUCUGCUUCAUGUCCGACAAUGGUGCCGAGGGCGCUGCCUACGAGGCCUAUCCCAUGGUCCAGAACGGGGUUAUGCCCCAUCUCCAAAAGUACUACGACAACAGCCUUGAUAACCUCGGAAACGGCAACUCGUUCAUCUGGUACGGUCCGCGCUGGGCGCAGGCUGCCACUGCUCCAUCACGCCUGUACAAGGCGUAUACCACGGAGGGAGGCGUCCGCGUUCCAUUCACCUGCCGUUUCCCCAAAAACCUAGCUGUCAACCCGACCAAUGUCACGAACGGCAUCACCGAUCAGUUCGCAACAGUUAUGGAUCUGGCUCCUUCAAUCUUGGACAUGGCUGGACUCAAGCAUCCUGCACCGACGUACCAGGGCCGCGAGGUGGUGACUAUGCGCGGACGCAGCUUCCAGCCCUGGGCUGUUGGUGAGGCGGAGCGCAUUCAUCCAGCCGAUUUCAUCCAAGGCUGGGAAACGUGCGGGCGUGCUGCGCUGCGGUGCGCGGACUGGAAGAUCGUCUUUAUUCCCAAACCCAAAGGCCCGGAGAAAUGGCAGCUAUACAACCUGGUGCAGGAUCCUGGUGAGAUUCAUGAUCUUGCGGAUGCCGAGCCAGCGAAGCUGAAACAGCUGUUGAAGCUGUGGGAUCAAUAUGUCCUCGAAACAGGGGUGAUCCCGCUGUGUCCUGAUCUUGGAGAGUUCCUGGAGGCGACCGAGGCACAGAUGCCGGAGAAUGCAUGGAUGGAGUUUGACUACUGGAAGGAGGGAGCGAGGGAUGCCCCAGAGCAGUUUUCGCGUCAGCCGCCAAGAUUCAAACGGACCGAGAGGCCCUUUUAG
Messenger RNA from Penicillium olsonii, 1851 nucleotides. The record is from the annotation of a GenBank genome assembly. NCBI's taxonomy places the organism in Eukaryota, Fungi, Ascomycota, Eurotiomycetes, Eurotiales, Aspergillaceae.